CUAAGGCAUGGGUGCUCAACCUAUGGCUCUCCAACUAUUUUGGAACUACAAAACUCAUCAUGCCUCUGCCUGUGGGAGUCAUGCUUACAACUGUCAGCCUUGCAAUGCCUCAUGGGACUUGGGAUAGUGGGAUAGUUUCAGACAGCUGGAGGGCCACAGGUUGAGCACACAUGCCCCUAAGCCAGGGGUGGGCAACUGUGGCCCUCCAGCUGCUGUAGAACUGCAAGUUCCAUGAGGCAUUGCAAAACUGAAAGUUACAAACAUGACUCCCAAAGGCAGAGGCAUGAUGGGACUUGUAGUUCACCAACAGCUGGAGGGCCACAGUUGCCUACCUCUGCCCUAAGCAUAUAUUCCCCAUGCAAGCCAAAAUGCUCCCCAAACCAAAAUUCC
Molecule: messenger RNA, 390 nt
Organism: Staurois parvus
Lineage: Eukaryota; Metazoa; Chordata; Amphibia; Anura; Ranidae
Source: the annotation of a GenBank genome assembly